This is a messenger RNA of Salvelinus fontinalis (brook trout), 6249 nucleotides long. RefSeq names its product muscarinic acetylcholine receptor M3-like. The record is from RefSeq and is a predicted model, not a curated record. Gene Ontology annotation, biological process: saliva secretion; positive regulation of smooth muscle contraction; adenylate cyclase-inhibiting G protein-coupled acetylcholine receptor signaling pathway. Gene Ontology annotation, cellular component: plasma membrane; dendrite; synapse. Gene Ontology annotation, molecular function: G protein-coupled serotonin receptor activity; G protein-coupled acetylcholine receptor activity. The transcript is spliced from 3 exons. Bases 423 to 2300 code for a protein of 625 amino acids. NCBI's taxonomy places the organism in Eukaryota, Metazoa, Chordata, Actinopteri, Salmoniformes, Salmonidae.
UCCUCGUGGCCAAUCAUACGUUAUGUACCCGGAGAGACACUUCCCGUGCGCUCCUGGAGAUUCCCCAUCCCUCCUUAAUUAUUGUCUGGUACUUAGCAGGGCGCUGACCGGCGAACAGACGACAUUAGAGCGACGCGGGAGCUGCAGGGCUGCCACUCGGUCAGAGAGCUUCAACUGCGACUUUGUUUGGACUGACCUAUAAAACUGUGGCAAAUUUAAGUGGACUGCUUCGUUACGCCAAAUGUAUCCUCCUUCUUGGCGCUAUCCGUAAAUGAAUAUCGUAGUUUGUAAGAGACACCAUGACCUAGUCGGAGAAUAAGCACGCAUGAGUGGACGGCACAGACACUGAAAUGCACUCCACUGAAAGGUGACUUCCAGCGUUUUCCCCUCCCCAAAACUUUUGAAUAUGCCAGGACUUCAUAAUGAGCUCCAACAGCACAAACCCUGGCCUCUACCUGACCGUCAGCUCCCCAGGAAUGGGCAUUGAUGACCCAGACACCAACUCUCUCCACAAGGACAUCUGGCAAGAGCUAACCAGCCCCGAUGACAAUGACUCCAUCAGUGGCCUCUUCAAUUUUACAGGCUCGCACAACGAGACAGUGACCUCUCUGACCUAUGACCCUCUUGGGGGUCACACAGUGUGGCAGGUGGUCCUCAUUGUCUUUUUCACCGGCCUCCUGUCCCUGGUCACUAUAAUUGGCAACAUCCUGGUGGUGGUAUCCUUUAAGGUAAACCGCCAGCUCAAGACUGUCAACAACUACUUCCUGCUCAGCCUGGCUGUGGCUGACCUCAUCAUCGGGGUCAUCUCCAUGAACCUUUACACCACCUACAUCAUCAUGGGCCAAUGGGCGCUAGGCAACUGGGCCUGUGAUCUGUGGCUGGCUAUUGACUAUGUGGCCAGUAACGCAUCCGUCAUGAACCUGCUGGUCAUCAGCUUUGACCGCUACUUCUCCAUCACACGGCCCCUCACCUACCGGGCCAAGCGGACCACACGGCGGGCUGGCUUGAUGAUUGGCCUGGCCUGGUUCGUGUCCCUGGUCCUGUGGGCCCCAGCCAUUCUAUUCUGGCAGUACUUUGUGGGGGAGCGCACAGUGCCCCCUGAUAAGUGCUACAUCCAGUUCCUCUCAGAGCCCAUCAUUACAUUCUGCACGGCUAUUGCUGCCUUUUACUUGCCUGUCACUAUUAUGAGUGUGCUCUACUGGCGUAUCUACAGGGAGACGCAGAACCGCGCACGGGAACUGGCGGGCCUGCAGGGCUCAGGGAGCCAAGGGAGGGGUGGAGAAAGGGCUCAUUUUGUCCACCACCAGGCUGGGAGCGCCAGGAGCUGCAGCAGCUAUGAGCUAAGCCAAGUUUCCCAGAAGAAGAGCCCCAUCCAGGCGCUGGCCGCACGCUUCCACUGUUGGCCCAUGAUGCACUCCUGGAGGCCUGGCAGCGCCCGGCCCGUAGAGGGGGAUGCCGACCACAGCAGCAGCGACAGCUGGAACAACAACAACGCCAGGCUGUCAGUGGACCACUCGGGCUCGUCUGAGGAUGAGGAGAGAAAUGGUAGAAGGAUGAUGCCCCAGGACCACGCCAUCUUUUCCAUAGUGCUCAACCUGCCAGGGAUGAAGGCAGCCGUCAACUCCCACCUCACCUCCUGCGAGGACCUGGACAUAGCCUCAGAAGAAGACCCCCUGAAGGGGGAGGAGGACAGUCGGGACAGCCUCUCUACCAUCACCACCACCACCACUACUACCACCCCUGAUGGGGCCAACACAGACACCAACAGCUACCAACAACGCUUUCCCUCCCAGAUCUCCAGAUUCCAGUCCAUGCCUGCCAUCCAGGCCACCAGAGUGGGGCCGCUCUCUGGCUCCCCUGCCACCACCACCAAAUUACCCUCGAUGCCGAUCUCCUUCAGAGAGGCAGCUCUAGCCAAGAGAUUUGCCUCCAGGGCACGGACACAGAUCACCAAGCGCAAGCGCAUGUCUCUGGUAAAGGAGAAGAAGGCGGCACAGACCCUUAGUGCCAUUCUGUUUGCCUUCAUCAUCACAUGGACACCCUACAACAUCAUGGUGCUGGUCAACACCUUCUGUAAUGGCUGCAUCCCAGAGGCUCUGUGGGCACUGGGAUACUGGCUAUGCUACGUCAACAGUACCGUCAACCCCAUGUGCUAUGCCCUGUGCAACAAGACCUUCCGUACCACCUUCAAGAUGAUACUGCUCUGCCACUGGGACCAGCGCAAGCGGCGGCGGAAGCAACAGUUCCAGGCACGGCAGUCCGUAGUGUUCCACAGGAGAAUUCCUAAAAACUCAACGUAGUGAGAUAUAGACCCAGUGGGAAUUGGGUGAUGAAGAUGAUGAGUCUAGAAUCUGACAGCUCAGUGGAUGGAUGAGGCAUCCUAAAGAUUCUGUCUGUGGUUUUUAACUGCACAGAGAUUCACAAGGAGGCAGUCAUGUUGUUGCUGUGAUGGCUGAUGUUCCCAUUCUGUUUGCCUUCAUCAUCACAUGGAUGAUGUUGCUGGUCGUUUGCUGUGAUGGCUGAUGUUCUCAUUCUGUUUGCCUUCAUCAUCACAUGGACACCCUACAACAUCAUGGUGCUGGUCGUUUGCUGUGAUGGCUGAUGUUCUCUGUGUAGCCACAACCUCCCAAGUGACAUAUUCCUCUGUUUCUUCAGGAGAGCUCCUGUGGUGAAAGGUUCCUCUAGAUUGAUCAUUGCAGAGAAGUGCAGCUAAAAAGACUGACAGUGAAAACCAAUAGAGCAAGGACUUUAAAUGCAUUGGGGGGACAAUUCAAAGUGCAAUUGAUACUUAGGGAGAUUAUAUGAUGUAACAUUGUUAUGGAUUUGGGGUUUUCCAUUUCUUACCAUUUAUUUUGUGGUAGUCAAAUCUGUAACGUACAGAGCAGUUUGGGUUUUCAAAGUCAACUGCAUCUGUACUGUAAUAUAGUAUAUAAAGCAAAGGCCAAAACAUUUUGUGUCAAUAGACUGCACUGUAUUGAUUUUGAGCUCCCUUUUGGCUAACUGAAUUUGAUUUCUUUGUUAUAUAUGGGGCUUUUUUACUCUGACUUCUGUACAUUGCCUUCCACUUGGAUAUAGCUUUCUUGUGUCUUAUAAAAUGAGAAGAUAUUAAACAAAACAGUGUCCUAUUUGUGACGACCAGUUUUUCAAAGUUUUUGGUUGUUUUUGUAUAAUAAAUUGGUCUAUAGUUUUUCCUCUAUAGAUUCUGAGCCAGUCUGAAAAAAGAAAAUUUUGACUAUUCUACGGCACUUCAAUGAGCUGCUCGUGUUCAAUGUGAGUUGUUUACAUGGUGGAGACAAUAAGCGAAUCAACUUAUUCAAUUGUUUUUAUGUUGAGCGUAAUGGUAUAUUGCUAUUUCUAACUUGAUACCUAAUGAUUGAUUGUACACUAAAUAGAUCAGUCACUAUGAAUUGUAAUGUUUUGAUUUAUUAGGUUAUAUUUGAAAAGGUUUCUUCAUUUCUUCUCACUGGCUGUCCAAAUGUAAUUCCCUAACUAAGAUAUUCAUCUGUGGUCCCUAGAUGAACCCUCUCUUUCUCCUAGAGGAUUUAGCAGUGCCACAGCAGCAUCUGCUGGAUGAAUAGAAUUCUACACUAGUAACUUCCAGCUUACUGCCAUCAGGGAAAUGCUGUUGUGGGGCAAUAAGUGGGAGAUUGGGUGGGUUGGUCAAUGUCUGUACUCUCCUCGACUCCUCCGUGCGCCUCUCCUCCGUUACCUGGAAACCGAAAAGUGGUAGCCAUACAGUGCAUCCGGAAAGUAUUCAGACCCCUUACAUUACAUACUUAUUCUAAAAAAGAUCAAAUUGUUUAUUCCCUCAUCAAUCUACAUGCAAUACCCCAUAAUGACAAACUGGUUCAGACAUUUUUGCAAAUGUAUAAAAAAAACGUAAAUAUCACAUUUACAUAAGUAUUCAGACCCUUUACUCAGUACUUUGUUGAAGCACCUUUGACAGCGAUUACAGCCUAGAGUCUUCUUGGGUAUGACGCUACAAGCUUGGCACACCUGAUUUGGGAAGUUUCUCCCAUUCUUCUCUGCAGAUCCUCUCAAGCUCUGUCAGGUUGGAUGGGGAGCGUCACUGCACAGCUAUGUUCAGGUCUUAGAGAUGUUCAAGUCCGGGAUCUGGCUGGGACACUCAAAUACAUUCAGAGACUUGUCCCGAAGCCACUCCUGUGUUGUCUUGGCUGUGUGCUUCGGGUAGUUGUCCUGUUGGAAGGUGAACCGUCACUCCAGUCUGAGGUCCUGAGCACUCUGGAGCAGGUUUUUAUCGAGUAUCUCUCUGUACUUUGCUCCGUUCAUCUUUCCCUCAAUCCUGGCUAGUCUCCCAGUCCCAGCUGCUGAAAAACAUACCCACAGGAUGAUGCUGCAACCACCAUGAUUCACCGUAGGGAUGUUUUCAGGUUUCCUUCAGAUGUGACACUUGGCAUUCAGACCAAAGAGUUCAAUCUUGGUUUCAUCAGACCAGAGAAUCUUGUUUCUUUAGGUGCUUUUUGGCAAACUCCAAGCGGGCUGUCAUGUGCCUUUUACUGAGGAGUGGCUUCCAUCUGGCCACUCUACCGUAAAUGCCUGAUUGGUGGAGUGCUGCAGAGAUCGUUGUCCUUCUGUCAUCUCCACAGAGGAGCUUUGGAGCGCUUUCAGAGUGACCAUCAGGUUCUUGGUCACCUCCCUGACCAAUGCCCUUCUCCUGGAUUGCUCAGUUCGGCCGAGCAGCCAGCUUUAGGAAGAGUCUAGGUGGUUCCAAACUUCUUCCAUUUAAGAAUGAUGUAGGCCACUGUGUUCUUGGGGACCUUCAGUGCUGCAGAUUUUUUGGGGUACCCUUCCCCAGAUAUGUGCCUCAACAUAAUCCUGUCUCUGAGCUCUACAGACAAAUUCUUCAAGCUCAUGGCCUGGUUUUUGCUCUGACAUGCACUGUCAACUGUGGGACCUUAUAUAGACAGGUGUGUGCCUUUCCAAAUCAUGUCCAAUCAUUUGAAUUUAGCACAGGUGGACUCCAAGUUGUAGAAACAUCUUAAGGAUGAUCAAUGGAAACAGGAUGCACCUGAGCUCAAUUUCGAGUCUCAUAGCAAAAGGUCUGAAUUCUUAUGUAAAUAAGGUAUUUCUGUUUUAAAUUUGUAAAUGUCUAAAAACCUGUUUUUGCUUUGUCAUUGUGGGGUAUUGUGUGUAGAUUGAGGAUUUAAAAAAAUAUAUUUUAAAAUAAGGCUGUAACUUAACAAAAUGUGGAAAAAGUCAGUGUCUGAACACUUUCUGAAUUCACUGUAUGUAGGAGAGUUUCAAUUUGUUAAUAUUCAAACGGAGGAGUUUGCUCCUCUCCUCUGGCCAGAAAUCCAAUUCGAGAUUCUCCCAUAAAAUGCCAUUGCUGAGAACAAAUACAAAACUCAAAAGAGUCUGGUUAGACUAGCUUAAACCUGCUACAUAUGACACACAGAGCUGAAUAGUGGUGCUUUUCAUUUCAGUGAUUUCCAAAAUUGAACAUUUCUAUCAAUUGUACAUAAAGUUAUUUGGCUGUGCAAACAGUGUUAUUUAUGGUGAUUUAUCUACAUGUUUUAAUAUCACACAGUGCUAAAAUAAUGUAAUAGUUACAUUUUAAUGUAUUGUUAUUAUGUGAUGCACAAUGGUUCAGGCCUAAAUGUGAUGAAUACUGUUCAACAUUUUUUUGGCUGUUUAAGUGUAUGUAGUACACUUAGGUUUGUAAAGGGAUAGUGAAAGCAAAUACCAUACAUGUACCACAGAUAUGUUGAGUAUGUGAUAUCGAGUAGAAUAGCAGAAUGCUACCAUGUGGGGUAACACUUUAUAAUAACGAUCAGACAGGAACGUUAUUCUAAAGUGUUACCCAAUGGGGUAUGUAAGCCAGAUAAUGAUGAAAGAUAAGAGAAAUUAUUCAGUGUCUGAAUUGCCAAUGGAUAUUUUAACUGCUUUCAACACCAUGUGCUACGGUGUUAUUAUACUCCUGAUCAAGGGAGGUUUUAUGUUUGAGAUGUGAACUACCUGAAGUAAGAUCAAAUGAAUAAUAAAAUAUUACUUUUAUUGUUUUAUGUUACAUUUCAAGUAUGCUAAUCGUAUCCAUGUUAUGUCAAUAAACACAAAUAUUUUUAUUGACAGAAGAUGGUCUGUAUCAUCUUUACCGGCCAAAAAACAUUUAUUUGAAUGUUUAUAAAAUUGUAUUCCUCCAGUGUCUGAGUGAUAUUUGUAAUCACAGAAUAUUGAGGAAGAUGACAGUGCAGUCCCGUAGGUCUACAGUACAAUUUGUACAGAUGAUGA